This is a messenger RNA of Desarmillaria tabescens, 1410 nucleotides long. RefSeq lists its product as uncharacterized. The coding region runs from base 1 to 1410 and encodes 469 amino acids. The record is from RefSeq and is a predicted model, not a curated record. NCBI's taxonomy places the organism in Eukaryota, Fungi, Basidiomycota, Agaricomycetes, Agaricales, Physalacriaceae. The transcript has 7 exons.
AUGGCUAGUAUAUCUUUCCGUUCGCCUCCCGCUGCAGCGUAUACUCCUCUUAUAAUAUCUAAUAUUUUGCCGGUAAAAGCAAAGGUCCAGCCAGAUGGUAGUCAAGACCAACAUCAAAACAGGAAGGCCAUUACUGUUGUCCUCUCAACGUACAGAAUAUCAAAACUAGUCCUAGCUAGAGAAUCGGCCGGUAUUGUUGCAAUGCGGAGAGGGUUUGGGCAAGGGAGCGAGUUCAAUGUGAUGAUCGAUCCAAGUCAUACUGGAAAUCGCGUCGUUUGGAUGCCUCCAAUUUUUGCCAGGGAAGAUGGAACGAACAAAGUCGCGAAGGGAGCUAGAAGGGCACUGCUAAGACGCGUGGUGGUCGUAGGAAAGAAGCCUCGAGGCUCUUUGAUGGGCAUCCGGAACUUUCCGAUCCCGAGUUUCUCCCCUGCUGCGAAUAUACUCUGCUCUCUCGCAUCUCUUUCGCGCGUGCGCACUCAGCCACUGCCUCGACUAGCAGAGAUGUUGCUAAGCACGCUCUAUUCAGAGCCUGAUAUGCUCGUUGCAGAUUCAGCCACCGCAUUCAUAGGCACUCUGGCGAUGGAAUUUCCAAUGCCUGCACCAGCCGGCAGUGCCCCCAAGACGUCUCCCGUGAUGCGCAUCCCCCAGAUGGGCGGAUCGAGGUAUCGCGGGGAGGGGUAUGAUUGGGAUGAAGGCUUCUCGAACGGCUUGGAGAAGCGACUACCAACCAAAUAUCCUACUCCCAAAGCAAAACCGGUCGUAACAUUCCAGCCCCAAACUCCGAUCCAGCCAUCCUUCAAAACGAAUAUAAAUUUCCCCCUCAACCCCUCAGAUGGACACGAGGAAUCGACCCAUCGUGCUUCGUCGCUGGUGGAGAUGUUUCCUGAUACACCACCCAUGUCCAAGCAGCACGAAGAAAGAACAUCUGUUCCUCACCCCAGCACCCAACGAAACAGUAAAAAACUUACUAGCGUGCGAGAGCUCGUCAGCCUAGACAAGAGCGAUUCUGGUAGCCAUCCAAGAGAACAAGCCGGAACUUGCAUUAAAAUCCAAGGGAAAAGCAUUCAUUUGACUAUGGGGAAUGGAACCCCGACUCAGUACUCAGUACGCACCGACUACCAAGCCAUACCAACGGUGGACAUUGCGGAAUCUGUUCCUUUACCUACCAUUACGCUCAACACUUUAUUGAACAGGAGGAUCAAGAGAAAUUGGUCCUAUCGUCGUGAUGACGUUAAAGCUGGAUGGGCAUCAAGACAGUUUCAACACUUCAUUCGGAUGGUGGUGCAUUCUCGCUGCAGGGAAGAGGAAUUAUAUUUAUACGGUAUCACCUUAUGGUGCUUGUGCAGAUAUUCCCAAGCGUGGUACACGUGGAGGGCCGAGCUCAGGAUUACAGCACAUCCAAUAAAGUAA